CUCAUUGAAAACCUGCGCCAUCAUGGCGUCAGCUGGCGUUCCUCACACGGCCACACUGGACGAUUACUCUGUGUACGGCAACCUGAGUGACGACGAGCUGCUGCAGCUCGCCGUCGAGCGUAGUCUGGCCGACGCACACGCUGGCUCCACCCUCAACACAAGCCUGCAGCUUCCUGACCCGAAGGUCAACGCGAGUGACGCCUGCCAAAUUUCACCUGCGCAGAAAACCGCUGCCCACUACAGUUCGCCAAACCCUCCCAGCGAAAAGCCUCCUGAUUUGAAGAACUUUGACGGCACUGUCAGUUGUUUCAUGACUGGUUAUGGGAAGAAGAUGUUGGCUUAUCGAAGCUCUGACGGCACUUUGGUCCAUGUGGCUCCAGAACUUCAGGAGGAGGAGGAGCCUUUAUUUGAAGCCAUCCGGGUCGGUGAUGUGGAUCGAGUGAAAGCUCUAAUUAGAGGUUCUGGAAGCAACCUGAUGCUGCCCAGUAAACCAGGCUGGCUGGCCAUCCAUCAGGCUGUCUGGUACGAUCAGGAGGCAUGUCUGAGAAUACUCCUAUCAGCUCAGCCAGGGAUGGUCAACAAACGCACACAACGCGGUGAGACGCCGCUGCUGUUGUCCGUCAACAGGGAGCAUCUACAAUGUGCUGAAAUUCUGCUGGAGAACGGCGCUAAUCCUGAUUUGGCUAAUCAGGAACGCGAGACUCCACUGUAUAAAGCCUGCGAGAUAAGCAACCCUUCGCUGGUGGCGCUCUUGCUCAAUCACGGCGCAGCGGUCAACACUCAGUGCUUUCAUGGCUGCACAGCGCUGCAGGAGGCCGCCUUAAACAACAACGUGGAGAUCUGCGAGAUGCUUCUAAAGGCUGGAGCCAAACACAACCUGAAGAAUGUCUACGGGAUCACACCUUUGUUCUCGGCUGCUCAGUGUGGACAAGAGGACUCGCUGCGCUUUUUGGUCAAGCACGGUGCAGACAUUAACUCUGAAGCUGCCGAUGGAGGGACGGCUCUCUAUGAAGCUUCUAAAAACAUACAUGUGGACACCGUGAAGUUUCUUCUUUCCCAGAAAGCAGAUGCUAACAAAUCAGGAAAAACGAGUCUUUUGCCGCUUCACAUCGCCGCUCAGAGAGGAAGUGACGUCGUGGUGUCCAUGUUGAUCCCAGCAACCAGCAAGGCGAGAGUCCGCCGCUGCGGCAUCAGUCCACUUCAUGUCGCAGCUGAACGAAAUCGUGACGACGUCCUGGAGACUUUGAUCGCAGCCGGUUUUGAUGUCAACGCCCAGCUGUCCGAGGAGCGUUCUAAACUGUACGAGGACCGGCGCAGCACGGCGCUCUACUUCGCUGUCAUCAACAACAACAUUGACAAUGUGCGCAUGCUGCUGCAGUCCGGUGCUGAUCCAAACCUGGACGUGUUCCGGCCGCUCAUGGUGGCUGCGAGGCAGGGCUGCAUUGAGAUUGUCACGCUGCUGGUGGAACACGGCGCUGACAUCAACGCCUGCAUACCCACCCACCCCACCACCUUCCCCGCCAUUUAUAUGUUCUCCAUGAAGUACCUGCCCUUGUUCAAGUACCUGCUGGACAACGGAGGCCAGGCCCUCUCCUGUUUCCACUGUGUGUACGGAACCGGACCACACCCAUCGCUCCAAACCAGCAGGCCCCACAGAGGUCACCUGGGCUAUCCUGAAAGAGACAACAAUGCCAGGAGAGGCGUUCAGUUCUGCGAAAUGAUCUCCGCCCCCACUAUCAGUCGGUGGGCGGGGCCAAUCAUUGACAUCCUUUUGGACUACGUUGGUAAUGUGACCCUAUGCUCUCGUCUGUUGGAACACCUGGACAGUUUUGAAGACUGGGCGGUCAUCAAAGAGAAAGCAGCUGUGCCACGGCCGCUGCAGCAGCUGUGUCGUGUGCACGUCGUACAGAUGGUGGGAAAGCGGCGGCUGAUGAGGUUACCACUUCCUGGAGGUCUGAUUCGGUUUUUGCAACACCAGGAACGUUAUGUGGACGUUUAAACUCCUCUUCUUUCUGUCAUAAUCUCAGCUUUUCCUUUUAGGUUUCAUUGAAGCAAACACUAAGAUGUUUUUCACCAAACGUUCUAAACCAGAGGUGUCCAAAAAUUAAAUAAUGAUUUGUUACAUUUUGUACAUGAAGAUACUAAAACAAUACAAUAUAGGUUUAUCAUAUAUGCGAAACUAUCUGAACAAAACAGUCACAUUUUUUAUAAGGAAAAAAGCAAAUAUUCAUAUCUAAUCUAAAACCUUGAGAUGUUUUUUUUAAUUUAAUUGAUUCUUUACUAUUAUUAUUAUUAUUCCACCAACUAAAUCAUUUUUGAAGGCUGUAAACUGAAAACGUACAAUAUCUUGCAAGAAAUGUGUACACAUGUUCAUCAUAACAGGAUGCACAGAAAUUAUCGAAGAACAAAUACAGAAAAGUCAUUUUGGUUUUCAGGUCUCAUUUAAGGGACGAUCGAUUUGGGCAAUUUGUAUUUUUCUGUGUUUUUGUGUAAUGUUCUUAUCUGCCGUGUCUUUAUUUUGUUGGUAGAAUAACUUGGGUCACGUAUAUUUCCAAAACCUUGCAAACAUCUAAUAAUAAUGAUAGCAUGUGCUGAGCUUGCACUACAUUAGUGCUUUGAUUCGACCUAGUUAGAUUAGAUAUAUCUCUCUAGCUCUGUGGGGGGCCUUUUGCUUCCAGGAAAUGAUGUCAUCAAAGUAAACACAUUCCUCCCCAAACAAUAACUUCCUGUUUAGGAAACUUGAUGUGUUCUUUUAUUUUCUACUGCAGUCUUUUGCUUCAUCUACUUAGCAACAGAUGAACAACAAAUUGACAGCAAAUUGACAGCAAAUUAACAACAAUAUAACAACGAAA
Messenger RNA from Nerophis lumbriciformis (worm pipefish), 2852 nucleotides. RefSeq names its product ankyrin repeat and SOCS box protein 2-like. Gene Ontology annotation, biological process: protein K6-linked ubiquitination; intracellular signal transduction. Gene Ontology annotation, cellular component: BRCA1-BARD1 complex; BRCA1-A complex. The record is from RefSeq and is a predicted model, not a curated record. Lineage: Eukaryota; Metazoa; Chordata; Actinopteri; Syngnathiformes; Syngnathidae. Gene Ontology annotation, molecular function: ubiquitin-protein transferase activity; protein binding.